AUGGGAAAACCAGGACCUGGACUGCUGGCAGCCAAUCAGAGCAGCUGUGCUCCAAAUGUUGGUCUGCAGGAGGUUCUAGAGGAACAUCAGAUCAGUCUGAGAAAGAGAUGUGAACGUGUGACUGAAGGAAGUGAUGAACCAGGAAGUAGAACCCUCCUCAACAGGAUCUACACUGAUCUCUACAUCACAGAGGGACAGAGUGAAGAGGUUAAUACCCAACAUGAGGUGAAGCAGCUGGAGAGAGCUUCCAGGAUCCAGAACCUCCAUGACUCUCCAAUCAGGUGCCACGACAUCUUCAAAGCCUUACCUGACCAACAUGGAGCCAUCAGAGUGGUUCUGACCAACGGCGUCGCUGGUGUUGGAAAAACCUUCUCAGUGCAGAAGUUCACUCUGGACUGGGCCGAGGGCUUGGAGAACCAAGAUGUCCAUGUGGUGGUUCUGCUGUCGUUCAGGGAGCUGAACCUGAUCAGAGGUGAGCAGCACAGUCUUCUCACGCUGCUCCAUGUUUUCCAUCCAACCCUCCAGAAGCUCCCAGCAGAGCAGCUGGCUCGCCACAAACUUCUCUUCAUCUUUGACGGUCUGGAUGAAAGCAGACUUUCUCUGGACUUCAACCACAGUCGGCUGGUUUCUGACGUCACAUAGAAGUCAUCAGUCGACGUUCUGCUGACAAACCUCAUCAAGGGGAACUUGCUUCCCUCGGCUCUGGUCUGGAUCACCUCAAGACCUGCAGCGGCCAAUAAGAUCCCUCCUUCAUGUGUUGCCAGGGUAACAGAGGUACGAGGCUUCACCGACGCCCAGAAGGAGGAAUACUUCAGGAGGAGGUUCAGUGAUGAAGAGCUGUCCAGCAGAAUCAUCUCCCACAUCAAGACCUCCAGGAGCCUCCACAUCAUGUGUGGAAUCCCAGUCUUCUGCUGGAUCACUGCUACGGUUCUGGAGAACAUGUUGACCACAGAGCAGAGAGGACAGCUGCCCAAGACCAUGACUGACAUGUACUCUCACUUCCUGCUGGUCCAGACCAGGAGGAAGAAGAUAAAGUACCAUGGGGGACAUGGGAGUAGUCCACAGGAGCUGAUGGAGUCUGACAGGGAAGUUCUCCUGAAGCUGGGGAGGCUGGCGUUAGAACAUCUGGAGAAAGGAAACAUCAUGUUCUACCAAGAAGACCUUGAGCAGUGUGGUCUGGAUGUCACAGAGGCCUCGGUGUACUCAGGAGUUUGUACAGAGAUCUUCAAGAGAGAGAGCGUGAUCUUCCAGAAAGCAGUCUACUGCUUUGUUCAUCUGAGCAUUCAGGAGUUUCUGGCUGCAGUCUACAUGUUCCACUGCUUCACCAGCAGAAACACACAGGUGGUGGAGAGCUUCCUGGGAGAUAAAUACAGUGAAACAUCUCUGGAUGAGUUCCUGAAGAGAAUCAUGGAUAAAUCCCUCAGCAGUAAAAAUGGCCACCUGGACCUGUUUGCUCGCUUCCUUUAUGGCCUCUCUGUGGAGUCCAACCAGAGACUCUUAGGAGACCUGCUGGGUCAGACAGAGAACAGUCCAGGAACCAUCCAGAGAGUCAUCAACAACCUUAAGGAGAUGAACACUGAUGCUAUCUCUCCUGACAGAAGCAUCAACAUCUUCCACUGUCUGAUGGAGAUGAAGGACCUCUCAGUUUAUCAGGAGAUCCAACAGUUCCUGAAAUCAGAGAACAGAUCAGAGGAGCUCUCUUUGUUCCAGUGCUCAGCUCUGGCCUUCAUGCUGCAGAUGUCAGAGGAGGUUCUCGAUGAGUUGGACCUGGAGAAGUACAACACAUCAGAAGCAGGACGACGGAGACUGGUUCCAGCUGUGAGGAACUGCAGAAAGGCUCGACUAGUGGGCUGUAGGCUCUCACUGGCUGAAUGUGAAGUUGUGGCCUUAGCUCUGAAGUCCAACCCCUCCCUGACUGACCUGGAAAUAGAUCAGAUCUAUGAUCUAAAGAGAACCAUUGGAGACUCUGAGAUGAAGCGUCUCUGUGAGAUCCUGGAGACUCAAUUCUGUAAAGUAAAGAAGCUGAGAUUGAGGAGCUGCAGGUUGUCAGAGAUCAGCUGUGAUCAUCUGGUAUCGGUGCUGAAGUCCAACCCGUCCCAUCUGACACAACUAGACCUGAGUGACAACAGUCUGAAAGAUUCUGGAGUGAAGGAACUCUGUAGUUUUCUCCAGACUCCCCUCUGCAAACUACAGACACUGAGAUUGAUAGGCUGCAGUUUGUCAGAGAUCAGCUGUGAUUAUCUGGUAUCGGCGCUGAAGUUCAACCCAUCCCAUCUGACAGAACUGGACCUGAGCUACAACAACCUGAAGGAGUCAGGUGUUCAGCAGCUGAAGGAUCUUGUAAAGAAUCCCGACUACAAACUGAAACGUCUGAGGUGGAUGUGAUGAUCUUAGUAUAGGAGAGAAGCUGAGCUGUCCUGAUGAUCCAGAGGUUGAAGCUGCAGCAGUUAAAGAGAUUCUGACUGGAUCCUGAUGAUGAACUCUGACCUUAGAGAUGUUGAUCCUUUUUAUCUGAUCAUGUCUGUCAUUUAGUGUCUGAUA
Messenger RNA from Fundulus heteroclitus (mummichog), 2541 nucleotides. Its product is annotated as protein NLRC3-like. The record is from RefSeq and is a predicted model, not a curated record. Lineage: Eukaryota; Metazoa; Chordata; Actinopteri; Cyprinodontiformes; Fundulidae. Gene Ontology annotation, molecular function: protein binding. The transcript has 7 exons.